CAUAAACGCAGUGACACUUGCAUUCUAUGUGUGCAUUCGUGUUUGUCGGAUAGAGAGAGAGAGAGUCGAAAUAGAAAGUGAGGGAGCUGGGGGGGAGAGAGGGAGAGAAAGAAAAGGAGGGGGAGUGUGUGUGUGUGUGUUUAAGGUAGCUACUCGUAGAUAAGAAGGAAUAAGAUAAUUGAAGUUGCCGCCAUAUGCUAAGGAUUUUUUGUGAAUGCCUUGCUGAGGAGACACGCUUGUUUUUCCCCCCCCUGUGGAUCCUAAAAUGGGAAGCUCACAUUUGCUGAACAAAGGCUUGUCUUUAGGCAUCCGGCCUCCCAUAAUGAAUGGGCCCAUGCACCCCCGUCCUCUGGUGGCACUGCUAGAUGGGCGGGACUGCACAGUGGAGAUGCCCAUCCUGAAGGACGUGGCCACUGUGGCCUUCUGUGAUGCCCAGUCCACCCAGGAGAUUCAUGAGAAGGUAUUAAAUGAAGCAGUGGGUGCUCUCAUGUACCACACCAUCACCCUGAUGAGGGAAGACUUGGAAAAGUUCAAAGCACUUCGUGUAAUUGUCCGCAUUGGGAGUGGUUUCGAUAAUAUCGACAUAAAGUCUGCUGGCGACUUGGGUAUAGCCGUCUGUAACAUGCCAGCAGCUUCAGUGGAGGAGACCGCAGACUCCACCAUGUGCCACAUCCUCAACCUGUACCGACGCACCACCUGGUUGCACCAGGCUCUCCGGGAGGGCACCCGUGUCCAGAGUGUGGAGCAAAUCCGUGAAGUCGCAUCUGGGGCAGCCCGAAUCAGAGGAGAGACACUGGGGAUCAUUGGCCUUGGGCGUGUUGGACAGGCGGUGGCUCUGAGAGCCAAAGCGUUUGGCUUUAACGUGAUCUUCUACGAUCCAUACCUGUCUGACGGGAUGGAGAGAGCCCUGGGGCUGCAGAGAGUCAACACCUUACAGGACCUUCUCUUCCACAGCGACUGCGUCACCCUGCACUGCAGUCUGAAUGAGCACAACCACCAUCUCAUCAAUGAUUUCACCAUCAAACAGAUGCGUCAAGGCGCAUUUUUAGUGAACACUGCACGUGGAGGUCUGGUGGAUGAGAAAGCUCUGGCCCAGGCUCUAAAAGAGGGAAGAAUACGGGGAGCAGCACUGGACGUCCAUGAGACAGAGCCCUUCAGUUUCAGCCAGGGUCCUCUUAAAGACGCCCCCAAUCUGAUCUGCACCCCCCACGCUGCCUGGUACAGCGAGCAGGCCUCCAUUGAGAUGAGGGAGGAGGCAGCACGGGAGAUCCGUCGAGCUAUUACCGGUCGCAUUCCAGACAGUCUAAAGAACUGCGUGAAUAAAGAGUUUCUCACACAGACCACACACUGGGCCGGCAUGGACCCUUCCGUCGUUCAUCCAGAACUCAAUGGAGCCUAUAGAUACCCCCCAGGUGUAGUAAGUCUUGCCUCAGGGGGUCUCCCUCCACCCGUGGAGGGCAUCAUGCCAAGUACCGUGCCGAUAACCCACAGCCUGCCCUCUGUAGCCCACCCUCCACACGCCCCUUCACCUGGUCAAACCAGCAAACCCGAACCCGAUAGAGAGCAGCAUCCCAAUGAACAGUUGUAGCCCAGCUCUUCAAAGUCUUUCUGUACCACUGUUGAACUCUCCUGGUCCUUCUUUACCCCAAAGAAGAGAAGUGGAAACAGGCUCCCGGGCUUAAAAUCAGCCACUAAAAACACAACCACGACUCUGAAGUAGCCAACUCUUUGACUGAAGGUGGUGGACUGUGCUGUUUGAAGUAUCUAGCAUGGGGGGAAAAAUAAAAUAAAAUCUUGUGGAUUUAAAACAACGUAAACUUCUCCCUAAGUCAAAAACCUGCUGUUUUAGAUUGUUGUCUGUCCAAGUGCAGUGGGCGUUCUUUUAUCUGUUAAUUUGUUUGUCUAAUGGGUUUCAUUGUUAAAACAUCAGUAGCUAUUACAUGAAUGUAACCUGUUUGUGUACAGUUUUUAGAACAUGAACAUGAGAAAACUGAAACCGCAUUAAAGGGAUAGUUCACCCAAAAAAUUAAAUUGUAGUAUUAUACAGUAUGCGUACCCUUGUGAUUUUACAAAAUUUUAUGACAUACUUUCUUCCAUGCAACACAAAAGGAAACCUUUUGGAAAGGGCAGCAUCAACAUUUUUCAUGAAAUGGAAAUUUUCCUUAAAAAAUGGACAUCAGGAUAACUAAUGGAUUACAGGUGGUGGUGGUGUGGUGUCUAAGCACAUAACUGGUAAUCUGGUAAUCAGAAGGAUGCUGGUUCGAGCCCCACAGUCACCACCAUUGUGUCCUUGAGCAAGGCACUUAACUCCAGGUUGCUCCGGGGGGAUUGUCCCUGUAAUAAGUGCACUGUAAGUCACUUUGAAUAAAAGCGUCUGCCAAAUGCAUAAAUGUAAAUGUAAAUGACAGAAUUUGUUUUUUGGGUGAGCUAACCCUUUAAGGGAGGUAUGGUACCACCUAAUAAUAAUACCACAAAAAGUAUAUUAGUUUCACUUGUUUGAUUUUAAAAGCCCCGAAAGAGGCUGGAUUUGCACACCCUCUCAGGAAAAUUUAUUUUCCCCUCCCUUCCUUUUAAAUUAAGCCACUUAGUGCAUUGUUUUUUUGUACCCAUUUGUCUUUUUGUAGUCAAAACUCAGUACAGUAUGUUUUUUUGUUUUUGGAGCAUGCAUUAUGUGAUAUAGGUUAAAAAGAAAAUGGCAAAAUGUUCAGUUUUGGGACAAAAAAACUAACAAACAAAAAAAUGUGUCUUGUGGAAAGCUGGCGAAAUGCUUGCCUGUUUGUGUGUGACUUGAUUGUACCGUGUUUUUUUCAAGGAUGCCGGGAUAGUUGCAGCUCUCCAUCGCCUACAUAGUUUCCUUCCUGGUAAAGUGGUAGGCUAGCAAUAUACAUACUAUAUAUACUAUGAGAUAUUAAUAUUUUUUGUUAAACAGAAUCCAAAAAGAAAUGUUUGUGACUGUAUGCAUUUGUAUGAAUUAUUUUAAAUGAAAUAAAAGUCCAAGUUA
Molecule: messenger RNA, 3001 nt
Organism: Xyrauchen texanus (razorback sucker)
Lineage: Eukaryota; Metazoa; Chordata; Actinopteri; Cypriniformes; Catostomidae
Product: C-terminal-binding protein 1-like
Exons: 9
Coding region: 266-1588 (440 amino acids)
Molecular function (GO): oxidoreductase activity, acting on the CH-OH group of donors, NAD or NADP as acceptor; transcription corepressor activity; NAD binding
Source: RefSeq, a predicted model, not a curated record